This is a messenger RNA of Fusarium keratoplasticum, 735 nucleotides long. Its product is annotated as CDP-diacylglycerol--serine O-phosphatidyltransferase. Gene Ontology annotation, cellular component: membrane. The coding region runs from base 1 to 735 and encodes 244 amino acids. Gene Ontology annotation, molecular function: phosphotransferase activity, for other substituted phosphate groups. NCBI's taxonomy places the organism in Eukaryota, Fungi, Ascomycota, Sordariomycetes, Hypocreales, Nectriaceae. Gene Ontology annotation, biological process: phospholipid biosynthetic process. The record is from RefSeq and is a predicted model, not a curated record. The transcript has 4 exons.
AUGUCUAGGCGGAGCAGCACGAUGGCGUCGAACUCGAACGGAAACAUCCCCAAGGACGUCCCGUCCUCCAACCCAGCAAUGGACAAGCAAAAGAUGCUUCUGUCUGCCGAUGUUGGACACUUUUCCCUCGUGCGCGCCAUGCACCUUGCCGACUUGAUCACCCUCCUGAACGGUGGUUGCGGUGUCAUGUCCAUCUUCACGUCGCUACGAUACUGCCUCGGCGAUCCCAGCGUACACGACAACAUUUGGCUUGCGCUCGUCUUCCUCCCGUUCGGCCUGUUCUUCGACUUUCUCGAUGGAAAGGUGGCUCGUUGGAGGAAGAAGAGCAGCUUGAUGGGCCAGGAGCUGGACUCUCUCGCUGACUUGAUCUCCUUCGGUGUCGCCCCAGCUAUGGUGGCCUUUACACUUGGCUUCCGCACCGUUGCCGACACGGUCGGCCUCACCUUUUUCGUUCUGUGCGGUCUCACUCGCCUCGCGCGCUUCAACGUGACCGUGGCUGUCCUGCCCAAGGACGCCUCGGGCAAGAGCCAAUACUUUGAGGGAACCCCGAUCCCUACCUCGCUUGGCAUGGAUGCCAUCAUGGCGUACUGGCUCUCGCAGGGCUGGAUCCAUGACAACCUGCCUUUUGGCACCUGGUUCCAGGGCUCUGCUCUUGAAUUCCACCCCGCCGUCAUCCUGUUCAUGAUCCAUGGCUGCCUCAUGACCAGCAAGACGAUCCGCAUACCCAAGCCCUAA